GAAAUAUAUCGAUUGAAGUGUGGAUUGUCGCAGUAGCAUUUUUAGUUUAUGUAAAAUAAACAAUUAAAAUAAAAUAAAUGUGUAAAUAGAAUAAACAGUGAUUGUAUGGUUAAAUAAAAAUAAAAUUGUGCUAUAGAUUUAAAAAUGGAUAGUAUACCAAGGACACACGAAGAUAUCGAGGCCCAAAUAAAAGAUAUCCAGGCCAAAAAGAAAGUCCAAUUAGCCGAAUCAAAUGACAAUGGUGUAGGUUUAACAGACACAGGCUAUUUCGAUACUGAUAUCUACGAGAGCAGCAAACAAAGUACUAAAUAUUCGGGAUAUGUAACCUCAAUUGCUGCAAAUGACGAGGUGGAAGAUGAGGAUUAUGAACCAGCACCAUUUCAAAAUAAAAGACCAGGCUAUACAGCACCUGUUGCUUUGCUUAAUGAUGUUGCACAGAGUGAAAAAGACUAUGAUCCCUUUGCUGACAGACGUAGACCCACCAUAGCUGAUAGGGAAGAUGAAUAUAGACAAAAGCGAAGACGUAUGAUCAUAUCUCCAGAGCGAAAUGAUCCGUUUGCAGAAGGUGGAAAAACUCCAGAUGUGGGGUCCAGGACCUAUACAGAAAUUAUGCGAGAGCAGAUGCUCAAAGGAGAAGAAUCUGAGUUACGUAAGAAGAUAGCAGAAAAAUCAAAAGAUGGUACAUUACAAAAGCACUCAAGCAGCAGCAAUGGUGAUUCUUUGGGUGUCACACAACGUAAAAGAGGCAGAUGGGAUCAAACAAUCGAUGAACAAUUUGUUCCAGCAUCUUCAUCAGCACCUAAGAAGAAAGCUGUUGAGGCCACACCUUCCAGUGCACCUACACCCACUUGGGGAGAAGAUCGUACUCCAGCUGAUCAUCGUUGGGAUGAAACUCCAGGUCACAAAGCGUAUCCUGAGACUCCGGGGGCAACUCCUGGACAAAGCACAAGAAUUUGGGACGCUACACCUGCACAUCAAGCCGCAGCCACACCUACACAUUUGGGAAGUGCUGCAGGUGCAGAGACUCCUGGUCAUGGAGAUAGAUCCAGGAGGAACAGAUGGGAUGAAACACCAAAGACUGAAAGAGAGACUCCUGGUCAUAACAGUGGUUGGGCAGAAACUCCUAGGACUGAUCGCAUGUCAUCAGAUGUAGGAGGUGGUGUUAUAAUUCAGGACACGCCUACUCCUGGAGCUUCCAAAAGACGUUCCAGAUGGGAUGAGACACCAAGUGCAGCAAUGACACCUGCUAUGACACCAUCCAUGACACCUGCAAUGACUCCAUCUAUGACGCCGAGCAUGACACCUGGAGGAGGAGCUGGACACACACCUGUGUUGACACCAGGCGGGACAACUCCAGUUGGUCACAAAGCGAUGGUGAUGGCUACACCCACACCAGGACACUUGGCUUCUAUGACACCAGAACAGUUGCAGGCUUAUCGUUGGGAAAGAGAAAUUGAUGAGAGAAACAGACCGUUCACUGAUGAUGAAUUGGAUUCAUUCUUUCCUGUUGGAUAUAAAAUUUUACCACCACCAGCAGGUUAUAUCCCGAUAAGAACACCAGCCAGAAAACUAACAGCAACACCAACCCCAUUGGGAGGUGCAACUCCUCACGGUUUCUUCAUCCAGCAAGAAGAUCGGCAGGCCUCACAAACUUUAGUCGAUGCACAACCUAAAGGAAAUUUACCAUUUAUGAAACCGGAAGAUGCACAGUACUUCGAUAAACUUUUGGUUGAUGUUGAUGAAGAAGCUUUGAGUCCCGAAGAACAAAAGGAACGCAAAAUCAUGAAACUUUUACUUAAAAUUAAAAAUGGUACCCCGCCUAUGAGAAAAGCAGCUUUGAGACAGAUUACCGACAAAGCCAGAGAAUUUGGUGCAGGACCCUUAUUCAACCAGAUUUUGCCCUUACUUAUGAGUCCGACUCUAGAAGACCAAGAAAGACAUUUGCUGGUCAAAGUUAUCGACAGGAUUUUAUAUAAACUUGACGACUUGGUCAGACCUUACGUGCACAAAAUUUUGGUCGUCAUUGAACCUCUGUUGAUUGAUGAAGAUUACUAUGCUCGUGUUGAAGGUCGUGAGAUUAUUUCAAAUUUGGCAAAGGCUGCAGGUUUAGCUACUAUGAUUUCAACAAUGAGGCCUGAUAUUGAUAAUAUUGAUGAGUACGUUCGUAAUACCACUGCUCGAGCCUUUGCUGUUGUUGCUUCAGCCUUAGGUAUUCCUUCCCUCUUGCCUUUCUUGAAAGCCGUGUGCAGGAGUAAAAAGUCAUGGCAAGCUCGACACACUGGUAUCAAGAUUGUUCAGCAAAUCGCCAUCCUGAUGGGUUGUGCUAUUUUACCACAUUUGAAGUCUCUGGUGGAAAUUAUAGAACACGGCCUGGUCGAUGAUCAACAAAAAGUACGAACCAUUACUGCUUUGGCUAUUGCUGCAUUGGCUGAAGCUGCUACACCUUACGGUAUUGAAAGUUUCGAUUCUGUUCUCAAACCGUUGUGGAAGGGUAUCAGAACACACAGAGGUAAAGGUCUCGCCGCCUUCUUGAAAGCUAUCGGUUAUUUGAUUCCCUUGAUGGAUGCUGAAUAUGCCAACUACUACACCAGGGAAGUAAUGUUGAUCCUGAUCAGAGAGUUUCAGAGUCCUGACGAGGAAAUGAAGAAGAUUGUCUUGAAGGUGGUGAAACAAUGUUGUGGUACCGAUGGUGUGGAAGCAAGUUAUAUAAAAGAUGAAAUCUUACCACAUUUUUUCAAACAUUUCUGGAAUCACAGAAUGGCCCUGGACAGGAGGAAUUAUCGGCAGCUUGUUGAUACCACUGUAGAAAUUGCUAAUAAGGUUGGUUCCUCAGAAAUAAUUACCCGAGUAGUAGAUGAUUUGAAGGAUGAAAAUGAACAGUAUCGUAAAAUGGUUAUGGAGACUAUUGAGAAAGUAAUGGGUGCUUUGGGAGCUGCUGAUGUUGAUUCGAGGCUGGAAGAACAACUUAUUGAUGGUAUCUUGUAUGCUUUCCAAGAACAAACCACAGAAGAUGUGGUCAUGUUAAAUGGUUUUGGCACGAUAGUCAAUCAAUUAGGUAAACGUGUGAGGCCUUAUUUACCACAAAUUUGCGGUACAAUUCUCUGGAGAUUGAAUAACAAAAGUGCAAAGGUUCGACAGCAAGCUGCUGAUCUUAUUUCCAGAAUAGCUGUUGUCAUGAAAACUUGCCAAGAGGAAAAGUUAAUGAGCCAUUUAGGCGUCGUCCUUUACGAAUACUUAGGAGAAGAAUACCCCGAAGUACUCGGUUCCAUCCUUGGAGCCCUAAAAGCUAUUGUCACGUAAUCGGUAUGACCAAAAUGACACCUCCAAUCAAAGAUUUACUCCCCAGACUGACACCAAUUUUGAAAAAUCGUCACGAAAAAGUACAAGAAAACUGCAUCGACCUUGUCGGCCGAAUUGCUGAUAGAGGACCAGAAUACGUCUCCGCCAGAGAAUGGAUGAGAAUUUGUUUUGAAUUGCUAGAAUUGUUAAAGGCCCACAA
This is a messenger RNA of Ctenocephalides felis (cat flea), 3499 nucleotides long. RefSeq names its product splicing factor 3B subunit 1-like. NCBI's taxonomy places the organism in Eukaryota, Metazoa, Arthropoda, Insecta, Siphonaptera, Pulicidae. Gene Ontology annotation, molecular function: mRNA binding. Gene Ontology annotation, biological process: spliceosomal complex assembly. The transcript has 19 exons. Bases 145 to 3300 code for a protein of 1051 amino acids. Gene Ontology annotation, cellular component: U12-type spliceosomal complex; U2-type prespliceosome; U2 snRNP. The record is from RefSeq and is a predicted model, not a curated record.